AUGUCGCCUCUGCUUCAGAAUAAGACCCCGUUUGCCCUUUUGAAUGGAAAGAUGCCUGAUUACAAAGGUCUUCGAGUUUUCGGCUGUCUCGCUUUUUGUUCAACGUCUUCCAAAGGCUGUAACAAGUUUCAGCCUCGAGCUCGUCCCUGCGUCUUUCUUGGCUAUCCUGCUGGAUACAAGGCCUAUAAAUUGUUGGUUUGGAAACCAACAAAGGCGUGGGUAAGCAGAGGCGUGGGUAAGCGGUUAAUAAGGAAGACCGCAGUUAACACGCAGUCGCCCCAGUGUUCGAGAGGAACCUUAGCUUGA
Molecule: messenger RNA, 306 nt
Organism: Microthlaspi erraticum
Lineage: Eukaryota; Viridiplantae; Streptophyta; Magnoliopsida; Brassicales; Brassicaceae
Source: the annotation of a GenBank genome assembly